This is a messenger RNA of Malus domestica (apple), 611 nucleotides long. NCBI's taxonomy places the organism in Eukaryota, Viridiplantae, Streptophyta, Magnoliopsida, Rosales, Rosaceae. The record is from RefSeq and is a predicted model, not a curated record.
UUUUGGCGGUUGGUGACUGGGAUAGAAGGGGUGUUACAAAUCAAUCUCAAGUUGCUUUUCAGAUGGGGAAGAUUGGAGCCAAAUUAAACGUAGACUUCGUCAUCUCCACGGGUGACAACUUUUACAACAGGGGAUUGACCAGCGUCAACGACCCUGCAUUUCUAAAGUCGUUUACUGAAAUCUACACUGCUCAGAGCCUGCAAAAGCAAUGGUAUCUUGUUCUCGGCAACCAUGACUACCGGGGAAACGCUUUGGCCCAGUUGAGUCCGGUCCUUAGGAAGAUGGACAGCCGGUGGCUUUGCCUCAGGUCCUUUCUUGUCAACACACAAGUUGCAGAUUUCUUCUUCAUUGACACCAACCCUUUCGUGGACAAGUACUUUUUGAGGCAAAAGUACUACAAGCAUGACUGGAGAGGUGUUCUUCCUAGGAAGGAGUACAUCUCCAACCUCCUGAAGGAUCUAGAUUUUGCAUUAAGGAAAUUCUUGUAAACAAAAUAAGUAAGUCGUUGGAUCAACACAAUCAGAAGCAUAGGGUCUCAUGGAGACACCAAAGAAGUAGUAGACCAAAUUCUGCCCAUUCUUGAGGUAACUUCUUGUGCUGCUAUGCAUGAG